AUGGCUUACGAAGGAGGCUAUCCAGCGCAACAGCGCCCGGCCCUGGUCAAUACCAGCAGCAAGGUUAUGAAGACUACCAAGGUGGACAGGGCUACGACUACUACGAUGACGGGAGCGGCGGUUACGGCCCUGAUUAUGGUCAACAAUACCAAGAUCCCUCUUACGGCCAAGGGCCUCCGGACCAGAGAUAUCCGCCUCAACGACAGGAUUACUAUGGAGCGCCUCCUCCUAAUGGCGCUCCGAUGGGAGGACGCGGAGGGCCGGGCCCUUUACCUCGUUCUCAGACCAUGGGAAAUAUGA
Parascedosporium putredinis is the source of this 300-nucleotide messenger RNA. NCBI's taxonomy places the organism in Eukaryota, Fungi, Ascomycota, Sordariomycetes, Microascales, Microascaceae. The record is from the annotation of a GenBank genome assembly.